Molecule: messenger RNA, 16281 nt
Organism: Motacilla alba alba
Lineage: Eukaryota; Metazoa; Chordata; Aves; Passeriformes; Motacillidae
Gene: NR2C1
Product: nuclear receptor subfamily 2 group C member 1
Exons: 16
Coding region: 7920-9842 (640 amino acids)
Biological process (GO): cell differentiation; anatomical structure development; negative regulation of transcription by RNA polymerase II
Molecular function (GO): zinc ion binding; RNA polymerase II cis-regulatory region sequence-specific DNA binding; nuclear receptor activity
Source: RefSeq, a predicted model, not a curated record
CGGCGGCGGGCGCGGCCCGGCGGCGGGAGCGCGGGGAGCGGGGGCGGCCGCGCUGUAACGGUGCGGGCCCGCGCGGCUCCCGGCCGCCACCGCUGCGGAACGUGCAGCGGAGCGCGCCCGCCCCGCCCCGGGGCCCGGCCCGGCCCCGGGCGGCCCCGCGCCCCCCGACCUUUCACCUACAGGAACCGCUUGCGUGUCCCGCCGCCCCGCAUCCGGGUGCCGGCGCUUGCCGCGGGAGCCGGGCAGAGGAGCCGCGGGGGGAGGCGGCGGCGGGCGAUGGGCGAUGCCCCCUCACGCUGGGCCCGGCCCCGCGCAGCCAUUUUGUGCGGGGCGCCGCGGCGGGGGCGGGCACGGCGCUGGCUCCGCGCCCCCGCCCCGUGAAUCGGCGGCAGGGGCGAUGCGAGGGGCGAGCCGGGGCGGCGGGGAGGGCUGGGGACGGAGGGGCCCCGGCGUUGCGCUAUAGCUUGGCCUCGACGCCUCUCCCUUUCCCUCUCCCGACCCCUGCGCCUCAGCAUUCCCGGGGGGUGACCCUGAGCUUCCCCGAACCCCGCAGCCAUUCUCCGCCUGGCGACGGCAUCACCCCGCCGGUUCGCCCCUCUUGUAUAUCCCUGGCGGCUCUCUGGGUUUAUUUGGGUUAAGGCAGGAUGUCCUGAGCAACACCCGGUAUUAUUUUUAUUGGAUCGCAUGACCCUGUCUCUCUUCCUGCUUAUCGCUGGGCAGUGUGUUUCUUCUAGGCUGCGGACUUUGUGGAGUCUUUAUUUUUUUCUUUGUUGCCAUGUAUUGCUUUAAGUAUAAGAAGCACGGCCGCAUUCCCCAGGAUGCGCUUACAUUUGCAAGUUGUGGAGGGAAUAGAGGAGAUGUCAUGUGUUGUGCAGGUGAACUUACACAACAUAAGAGGGGAAAAGUCUUGAUAGUGACUGAAAGAUGAGUGUGUGGACAUGAUUCUUGAAAAACCAAGUUAGGCAUUCAUUCUUAUGUGAAAUCUCUUGAUUUGAAGCUACUAGUGUCAGCAGAGUGGACUUGGGAAAGUGGUGUAGCAGGAAGAGCUGCAUCCACACUUGUCAUGGGAAAGUAAGAUGGGGAAAAAAUUCAAGUACUUUUCUAUAGGACAGCUUCCUGGUUUUGGAAUCAGCACUGUAAGUAGAAAUAUUAGUAUCUGACCGGUGGGAAAGCUUCACAAUUUCUGUGCCGGUUCAGACAGUGUUCAUCUGGUGACUCUUUCUAAUUUUGUAUGGCUUUUUAUGUAAGUUAUUUUUCUGAAAAUAAUUCUGUGAAUAAUUUCCCCACCCGCUUUAGUCCAUGGUUGGCAGCUGUGGCAUGAGAUAUCCAGCAGAGCAUUUUAGCCUAUGGCUUGCUCCUUGCUGUACAGCUUUACUCAGGGGCACCUGUUUGAGUGAAGUCUUAAGGUCUGUGAAAUGUUUGCUUGCUUCUCUCUGUAGCUCUUUCUCCAGAGAUACUGCAGAGCCUCUCUUAUCACAGGACGAAGUAUUUUCAUGUGAUGGUGGUCAGCUGUAUGUGUGCACGUGUGUGAUAAUACAAGGAAGGUAACUGAGGUCACCCAGAGGGGUGUGCAGUCCUCAGCUGCUUCUGCGCUUCCCGAGCGCUGCUCUGAAUGGUUGGGCACCACUUGCCAAGUCUGCUGCAUUCUGCAACAAAUCAAAAUACUUAUUACAGAAAGAAGCUCACACUAGAUAAAUUAGCUAGCUUUAAGUCUUCUCAAUUAUUAUUAAUAUUUCUGGUUUUCUUACUGGUUGUAUUUUCUUGUGAAACGUACUCUUGAAGGGAGCAAGUUUUAUAGGAGUUCUGAUGUCUUCAAGAAUAGUUAUAUCCCAGGCUGGAUUGUGGGAGAGGAGGGUUUUUUUGUUUGGGGUUUUCAUGGUUCUGGUGCUUUUUUAAAGCCUGUCUUAAUUUUUCAGUUGAAGGUUUUUAGCCUGUGAAGAGAAAACCCUAAGCAGCAUGUGUAAGUCUGAAGCUGACAUUGUUUUUGGGGAAAAGGGGUCGAACUGGAUGGCCUCCAGAAGUACCUUUCGACAUGAAUUAUUUCAUGAUUGUAUUGUUAUUAAAGGUCAGGGGAAGCAGACAGGUGUGCAAAGAACCAAAACCAAACAAAACCCCACUGAUAUUGUAGCAUGCAGUUAUAUAGCUCACCUGUGAAAUACAGCUACAGAUUCUUAUAGCUAAUGUGGUAGUCCAGUGAAAACUGACUUUGAUCCAUAAUGUGAAAUCUCAUAUUUACAAUAGUAAGAUUAGUUUGUUCCCUACGCUUAUACUUCAUUUUUGCUUUAAUUUAUCAUGUACUUAUUAUAUUAUGUAAAUAAAGUUUGCACAGCCAGUGAAUUUGCUGGAGUUUCCUUGGAGUGAAUGAAAGCAGUCUCCCUGAAGAAAGUAAUUUGUGUGUAAUGUUUGGCUCAAAAGAACCUGAAAAAAAGCAGUACCUCAAGCAUAAAUAAGGAGUUUAACUGUAUGGAAGGACUAGAGUGGUGUCACAUCUUAACUUGUCCACGUUUUUUCUGCUGGUGGACAAAGUGUGGCUCUCAGCUGGCAGAGGCUGCAGCUGGUACAGGUGUGUGUGUCUGUCCUGCUUCAGCAGCCAUCCUGGCUUAAGCACUUUCAAUAGUAACCUUUGCUAACCUGAGUUAUUUAGGCUGAUGGAGAUCAGGGAGCCUGUGGGUGGGUUUAACAUCCCCUGUGAAGCAGCAGUAAUCUGCUGGGGAGGGUUACCCACAGGCUCUGGCUGGCAAGCUCUCUGCUUUUUUGUCACACACAGGCUGCAGUGUGCAACCAGCAGUGACCGUCAGGGGAAACUAACCUGUACCUGCCUUCCUUUCUGGCAAAGUUUUUACUUCUUUUCUUUUUCCUCCUCAGUUCCAGGCUGCUUUUAGCACUUUAAACUUGUGCCUGUACACUACUGGGAUAAAGUACUGCUGCAAACCAGAAUUAUAUCAGUAGAAUUUUAUGGAUAAAACUGCAAAGGUACUGUUAAUUAAAUUCUUACUCUUGUGUAUGCACACCUCUCCGUAUUUUUACCCUUCAGUCAUCAGCUUUUAAUUUGAGAUCACUGCAUUACUUGCCAAAAUCUUAAAUCAGGAAAGGAUUCAUUUUUUGUAAAACCAAACUCUAUAAAAUUCCAGUUCUCUGAGACUGAAAGAUGGCCUGUGUUGUCUGAGUCCCGUGUAUCUGAUGAUGCAGUGCUGCAGAUUUUGUAAGGAAAUACAUUCCUUCCUGAAGAUCAUGGUCUAAGAACUGCCUUUCUGUAUCAAUAUUUAGACUAAUUUUGUUGGCUUUGCCAGGCCUUCUCUAAAAGGCUGUUUACAUUUGUUUAAUUUAAAUUACUUUUGUUCAACUUGGUAGUAAGCCAGGCUGGAGGAAGCUCAGUAUUUCAAUGCCUUUGUCAGAAGUUAAAGUGGAAACUUGAAAAAUUUAAACCACCUAAAAACUAAUGCCAAACCCUCUGCUAUUGUCAUGUGAGCCCUCAUAAACGGUUAUUCUAUUCCAAAUAAGUUGAGGUUGCUGUUUAUAAUUUAGCAGUAACUUUGUGGUGUGAGAACUACCCUCUUUAGUGUGGUAAUGUGUUUCCCUUGAAGUCUUAGCAGGGCAGUGUGUCAACAUGAUUCUUAAUUUGACUUAAUAGGAACAUUUUUUUCAGAGUGCCUUUCACAUGUUUAUAGGAAUUGAAAAAAUCCCAAACCAAACAAAAUAAAUUCACAAACACACACACCCACAUCCUAUUAACAAAAUCUAAUCCUGUGUAGUUGAUAAUGAAGGAAAAAAACAGGGAAUCACAAAAUUACUUGGGUUGGAAGGGAACAUAAAGAUCAUUUAGUUCCAUCCGCCCUGCCAUGGGCAGGUGUGCCAUGCAUUACAUUAGUUUGCUCAGAGCCCCAUCAAACCUGGCCUUGAAUGUUCCCAGGGAUGGGGCAUUCACAACUUCUCUGGACAACCUGUUCCAGUUCCUCACCACCCUCGCAGUCAAGAAUUUCUUAACAUCUAAUCUAACCUGCUCCCUUUCAGUUUGAAGCCAUUCCCCCGUGGCCUGUCACUACAUGCCCUUGUAAGAAGUCCCUCUCCAUCUUUCUUGUGGGCUUCCUUAAGGUACUGGAAGGCUGCAGCUGGGUCACCCUAAGCCUUCUCUUUUCCAAGCUGAACAAUUCCAAUUCUCUCAGCCUUUCCUCACAGGAGAGGUGUGCCAUUCCUUUCAUCAUCUUGGCGGCUUCCUCUGGACUCUCUACAACAGCUCCAUGUCCUUCCUGUGCUGGGACCCCAGAGCUGGAUGCAGCACUGCAGGUGGGCUCUCACAGGAGCAGAGGGGCAGAAUCCCCUCCCACAGCUUGCUGGCUGUGUGUUUCUGGAUGCAGCCCCAGGACAUGUGUGGUUUUCUGGGUUGCCAGUCCACAUUGCUGUGUCCAGCGUCUCAUCCAGGAGAAUCCUCGAGUCCUUGGCAGGCUGCUCUUGAUCAGUUCAGCCCCCAGAACAUUUUACAUGGGACAAUGUCAACAGUGAUUUACUGGAAGGAUGUGUGAGAAACUCGGUUUUGUUGUAUGAGGAUUUUUCUUCUUUGUUUGGGUUUUUUGUUUUGUUUUUCCUUCUAAUCUGAAGGAAGCUUCCAUGGAUGUGCAGAUGUGCACGUUUGUAAGGGUUGUCAUAUUAGUAGUAUUGUUGGAGAGGUUUGCUGAUUUCUGUAGAGUAUCUUCAUGUAUCAACUACCUUAUCUGUGGCUGUCGUUCAGUGAAUACUCCAAAUACUGCAAAUGGUCAUCUUGCAUGACACCUGAAUGGGCAGUUUGGCAUUAUAGAUAAGCUGGUGUAGCAUUGUGGGCUUUUUUUCCAAAAAGAAGUGGUCUUGAUUCUGGUUCUACUUGCUUUUCCUGUGUUGUGUGUAACAGUUGUUAGGGGCAGGGUGAAUAAAGUCAGAAGCUGAGUUUGCAGCUAUACAACCAUGAAGGCAAAUGCAGAGUGGAACAAAGCCAGCAGUGGGGCCACCUCUCAUGAAAUACUGCAAUUGUACCAUAGAGAAUGUAUUGCCUCCAAGUGUUUGGAAAGAAGGGUUUGCCCUUGCUAUGAUGUGUUAAGGUGAUCUUUCUGUGGCAGCUGGAACAGACCUGGCUGAACCUAAUCCAGUGAAUGGGGAAGUCUUCAGUCAGAUGAGCUUCCUGGUCCUGGUUCGUGGUGCAGCUUCAGCUCUGGUGCAGGGAAUCAGUUUGGGGUUUUUUCUCAGUUUUUCCUUUUGCAGGCUUCAGGUAGAGAUGCAGGCUAUGGCUGAUGGUACACAGGGCAGGUUACCUGAUUAAGUGGCUGUCUCCUUACCUAGCUCUGGCAUGUAGCCAGUGCUCCUGUGAGUAGGCUCCACUUGCAGACAGCCCUUGCCUUUCCCCCUGCUUUUCCCAGUUGGUUGUGGGACUAGUGAGCUAAGUCAGCUCGCCUGUAGCUGAUGGGGCAGGUUCUAGAGAUACCAUGAUAGAAGAAGCCAAGGCCUAAAAGUGAGACUAUCCCUUUGGCCCAAACUGUAAAAAUGAUUUGUUAGUCAAGUGAAAAUUUAUCCUAGUGAUUCUGUUUUCUCGUGUUUCCUCCCAGUGUAGCACUUGCUUACAAGAAAAGGUAGUGAGAACACUGAUUUUAAAUUAAUUGCACAGGCAUGCCUCCAAAUGCGUCUCUUUUUGUAUUGCUCUGUGCAUUGUAAUUACUCCCUUAUGCUUUUGCAAGCGUCUCAUUUUCCCUUGUUUGCCUGCAGGUCCAGCUGCUUCAGUUCUGUGUUGUUACUUACCCUGAUAUAUGCACUGUCUAAAUCUUGGUCUCAUGUGAAUUUAAAAAACAGUAUCUAACUGGGUGUCAAGGGUCACAUAAAUAUUCCUCAGUUCAUUAAUUAAGAGACUCUUACUCCUUUAAAUCUGCUAGCUGUUCUGCCCUCUUGAACAGUGUGGUUUAUAGAACAAUAAUCCUAGAACAGCUCAUUUAGCUUGCUGUGUUCAUUGAGCUUUUCCUGUAGCACUGAACACAGGAGCAUCAUUUGUUUCACUAAUGUGUUUGAAUUCCUUGGUUUAAUUUACUAUCUGUAAAGCAUUGCAGAAUACUGCUCUAACGUAUAAAGAAAUCUUUGGGGGGGGGUCUUUAACUUAUUUAAGCACUAACUCAGGCAUGUUUAAUCAUAGAGGGAUCGUUAAGUGCAUUCUGUUUCAUGUGUAGGAGUUUAUUAAACAAUUUUGGCACAGGCUAUGCUGAAUUCUUAAUUAGUAUAUGAUUAGUUUGCUAAUGGAAGUGAGGACUAGUUUCCAUUUUAAGGUACAGAGUACCUGUAAGCCCAAUGUCAUGACCUGAGCUAAAAUCCUUAGUUGACUUUGAGAUAUAUUGAAAUUAUUCAGUACUGAAGCAGUAUGACUACAGAAAGAGAUUGUUUCCUCUUCUUUUGCAGUUGGUUUUCUGUUUUAUUAACUUCUUGAGCUUUCCUAAAAAGUCAUGUUGACCUUCCUGUGUUUUACUGUGUGUCAUGGUUUAACCCCAGGCAGCUACUUGCUUGCUCACCCAUCAGUGGGACUGGGGAGAGACUUGGAAGGGCGAAAGCUGGAAAACUCGUGGGUUGAGAUAAGGACACUUCAGUAGGGAAAGCAGAAGCCACCCAGACAAGCAAAGUGAAACAAGGAAUGAUUCACUGUAUCCAGCUGACUGGCAGGUGUUCAGUCAUCUCCAGGGCAGGUUGCUGGCUGAAUAUCGGAUGUGAUGGCAGGACCCUAUCCUGUGUAAUGCCUGCUUGGGAAGGCAAAUGCCAUCACUCCGUCUCCUUCUUCCUCUUUCCAUUUUUAUAUACUGAGCACGAUGUCAUAUGGUACAGAGUAUGCCUUUGGUUACCUGUCCUGGCUGUAUCUGCCACCCAUCUCCCAUGUACCUCCAACUUCCUCACCAGUGUGGCAGCACAGAAAGCAGAAAAGGUCUUGGCUGUGUGUAAGCACUGUAAGAAAUAACAAAAACGUCUCUGUAUUAUCAGCCCUGUGUUUAUGACAAAUCCAAAACACAGCCCCAUACCAGCCACUGCAACGAAAGUCAACUUUCCCCUAGCCAAAACCAGCACACUGAUAAAAGAACAAAAAGUCAAGUUCACGGUAACUUCUGCAGUCAUAACUAGUUAAUGUAUCUCUAAAGGAUGUAGAGCACACUUGUGUAACUUCAUUAGUUUAACAGGUUGAUUUCAUCUAGGAAAGACCCCUGUAUUAAGACACAUUCCAUACAUUGUAAUUAGAAGAAUCAUUAUUCAUUCCAUACACAGAGUCAAACUGGUUUGACACUGCCAGCAGAGUAAAUUAAACGACUAAAAUUUUACAAACAUUGUUUUUGUACCAGUAAAACUGGUCAGGGGUAUGCGGUACUUUUUUCCAAAGUAAACUGAAGAUCUUUGGAAUGGACAGAAUUUUCUCAUGUUGUGUCUGUGUCUUCAUGCUGUUGUGGUUUGUUCUUACUCAUUUAAAGGACAUUACAUCAGAAUCAAGGCACUUGAUAGCGGGCCAGCUAUGCUAACAGUGUAGUGUAAUAAAAUGAGAGAUGUUGUCUCUUAUAUCAAAUUGAGCAUUGAAACCUAAAGAAAUAUACUUCCUGGUACUACUUUUAAAGUCCUUAGCCUACAUGGGUAUAAUAUUUAAAAAUACUAUUAAUAGGAACCUCUACUAGGAUAAUUAAAGUUGUGUAACUUUUGUCCCUGGAGAAGGUUAAGUUAAAUGGUGAUGUCUUCUGGGUAUAACUUAACUGUACUAGUGGAGAGGUUAGUGCUUCUGACUACCAACCCUCAAAAUUGCUGUCUGCUCUCGUGGGAAUGUUUCCUGACCCAUUUCAGUUGAAGCCUGAAAUACUUUAAAAAGACUGUCUUAUGAGUGAUUAAGUAUACCUGAUGUGAAGUCUUAACACAGAUACCCUAGGAAAUUCUGGUGGUUAAAGAUCAUGGCAACCAUAGAGGAACUGGCCCAUCAAAUUUUUGAACAGCAAAUGGGAGAGGUUACACAUUCCCAGGAAGGUGGUACACAGACACUAAUGGAUGGGACACCACAACGAAUACAGAUUGUCCCUACAGAUUCAGGCCUCUCUUUAUCACAGCGUAUACAGAUUGUCACAGAUCAGCAGACGGGCCAGAAGAUUCAGAUUGUUACAUCACUUGAUCAGAGCUCAGCAGGCAAGCAGUUCAUCUUAACAAAUCAUGAUGGCUCUACCCCAAGCAAGGUGAUCCUUGCCAGACAAGAUUCCACUCCAGGAAAAGUUAUCCUAGCAACUCCAGAUGCUGCAGGUGUCAACCAACUGUUUUUUGCAUCCCCUGAUAUAUCUGCACAACACAUCCAGAUUUUAACAGACAACUCCCCCAAUGAACAGGGCCUCAAUAAAGUGUUUGAUCUGUGUGUUGUGUGUGGAGACAAAGCAUCAGGGCGGCAUUAUGGAGCAGUAACCUGUGAGGGAUGCAAAGGAUUCUUUAAAAGGAGCAUACGGAAGAAUUUAGUUUAUUCCUGCCGAGGAACGAAAGACUGCGUCAUUAACAAGCACCACCGGAAUCGCUGUCAGUAUUGUAGGCUGCAGAGAUGCAUCGCCUUUGGGAUGAAACAAGAUUCUGUACAGUGUGAGAGGAAACCUAUUGAAGUGUCAAGAGAAAAAUCUUCGAACUGUGCAGCUUCUACAGAAAAGAUCUACAUUCGGAAAGAUCUUCGUAGUCCAUUAGCUGCAACCCCAACUUUUGUAACAGACAAUGAAACAGCAAGAUCAACGGGUUUGCUGGAAUCAGGAAUGUUUGUUAACAUUCAUCCGUCUGCAAUAAAAAGUGAACCUACUGUGCUUAUGACUCCAGAUAAGGUGGAAGCAUGUCAAGGAGAUUUAAGUACACUGGCAAAUGUGGUGACUUCAUUAGCAAAUCUCAGUAAAUGCAAAGAUGUGUCACAAAGCAGUACAGAGCUAUCCAUGAUCGAAAAUUUGAGUAACGGAGAUGCAUCAUUAUCUGAACUCAAGCAAGAAGAACAAGCUAGUAGUGAUGUUACAAGGGCAUUUGAUACUCUUGCAAAAGCAUUAAAUCCAGGAGAGAGUGCAGCAUGCCAGAACUCUGAAAGUAUUGACACCAGUGCACAGCUGCUUGGUGGAGAAACAAGCAUGAACAUCGUUGAAAUAGAGGGGCCACUACUCAGUGAUGCUCAUGUAGCAUUCAGGCUCACCAUGCCUUCUCCUAUGCCCGAUUAUCUUAAUGUUCACUAUAUUUGUGAGUCUGCCUCCAGGUUGCUUUUCUUGUCCAUGCACUGGGCACGUUCCAUUCCAUCUUUCCAAGCUUUGGGACAGGAUAACAGCAUAUCAUUAGUAAAAGCCUGCUGGAAUGAACUUUUUACGCUUGGUCUAGCACAAUGCUCACAAGUUAUGAAUGUGGCAACGAUCUUAGCUGCUUUUGUUAAUCACCUUCAAGGCAGUUUACAACAAGAUAAGCUGCCAACAGACAGAGGAAGACUAGUAAUGGAGCAUGUUUUCAAAUUGCAAGAGUUUUGUAACAGCAUGGUUAAACUGUGUCUAGAUGGAUAUGAAUAUGCAUAUUUGAAAGCAAUCGUCCUCUUCAGUCCUGAUCAUCCAGGUCUAGAAAAUGUGGUACAGAUUGAGAAAUUCCAAGAGAAGGCUUACAUGGAGUUCCAAGACUAUGUAACAAAGGCGUAUCCGGAUGAUACUUACAGACUAUCUAGACUUCUUCUCCGAUUGCCUGCUCUCAGGCUGAUGAGUGCUGCCAUCACUGAGGAGCUGUUCUUCGCAGGACUGAUUGGCAAUGUUCAGAUUGACAGCAUCAUCCCAUACAUUCUGCGAAUGGAGACAGCAGACUACAACUCUCAGAUCAUAGGUCAUGGUGUGUAAAAGGAGCAGUCCAGGAUUCUGUACCAUGGCAAUCAUGGUAAAUGCGUACCCUGUCUCCAAGAGAUGGUCGUAAGCCUUCCAAUGCACCUUUCCAAAGAAGGCUCAUAUUCCUCCUUUCCAGUACACUUGGGAAACAUGGUGGAGUGUAUUAGGAUAUAGGAUCCCUUCCUGUUCUUCAUCUGUCUUCAAGGACUUGUAAAUUAACUUGAUAUCUGAAGAAGGUCAAGAAUUGUCCAUCCUAUUUUUGUAGGUAGACGGACUUGGAAUAUUUGUUUAUGAAGUUCAGGUUUAUGAGGAAACUGAAGAAGCUUUGAUUGAACUAAGGUAUCUCAACUUAGUUUGAUGUUUUAGACAAAUAAAUUAACUUUCCUCUCUGAGUUUUGUUUUCAGUGUUUUGCUGCUAGUUAUUUUUCACGUAUCAAAUGGAAAAUACAUAAUCAAACACCCCGAAAAGGCCAGUUUCCAUGCAGACAAGACCCAGCUUAGUUCUGGCUGUUAUUUUGAAGAGUGAUUUGUUUCCUGCUGAAUUAAACACUGGAUACCAUACCCCAAGUGCAGGGAAAUAGAGGACGUUCACAUUUAAAAAUAUUCUGAUGUUAACAUUGAUGCAGCUGAUCAAAAGAGACGCAGCAGAGUCAAUAGUGACUGUUUUGCAGAUGCCACAGAAUACUAUAGUCUAACAAUAAUGUGGUAGACAUCAGCUAUUUUAUACUAUGAAAAACUAACGGAAAAGUGUAUACUGCAGGCAUUCAAAGACAGCAUACUCCUGCUUUUUCUGAUCUCAGAGCUUUUUCACACUACCCCUCCCUCUUUAAUACUCAGUGCCCAGUGAUGGAGGCAUUCUAGAUGCCUUUUAACUUUUGUCCAUGUCUUUAUUUUUGGUUAUGGUUAGCCCUUGGGUAUGUAAUUCUCUUUUCCAACCAGUCUUCUUUGAUUCCUUUUCAAAGUUGAGUUUGUCAAAUCCAGUGUCCUUCCAUAUGUGAGCAUAGCCUCUGCUGCUUUUCCUUUCAUCAUUGGAAAUGGGUCUAGAUACUCCAUGCAUGUUGCCUGAAUCAUACUCCAUAGCUUCAUCCAAGGGCGAGUUUAAAUGCUCUUCUGUCUUCAGGACGUGACUCAUGUGACAAGUAACACUGACAUGUGGUUGCUUCUUGCUUCCUUUUGCAACAGAAAGUUAUGCACCCCUGGCAUGUUUAUUUCCUGCUGCUUAAAAUGAGAGAAGUAUCCUAGUGAAAAUGAUGGUCUUCUUUAGACAUUAGCAUUUAGGAUUUUCUGAACCUUAGGUCAAGGCUGAGGAAGAGCCUGACCCAAUCAAGAAACACAUGCCUGCACCAGAAAUUGACUAGCCAGAAGGUCGGAUUUAAUGGAGGCCUUUGCCCACUCUGCAGUGGCAGUUCCAAGGCCACCCUAACACCAAGAGACUACAAGGUGGGGCUUGGGUUAUAAAGUUCUUGAGUUCUGUAGUUUUUUUUCUCAGCAUCAGAGGAUCACUACCAGACAGAAAACCUGAGAAUUGCCUCUGGCACUGAAUUUCUGUGUUCUUCUCAAUUCUACUAACUGAGCUGCUUGGACCUUUCGCUACCCAAGCUCCAUAAUCGGAGACUGUAUCAUAGAAUCACAGAAUCAGAUGAUGGUUGGGGUUGAAAGAGGCCUUAAAAAUCAUCUAGUUCCAGCCACCUCUAUGGACAGGGACAUCUUCCACUAGACCAGGUUGCUGAGAGCCCCACUCAACCUUGCAUUGAAUACAUCUAAGAAUGGGGCAUUCACAGCUUCUCUGGACAACCUGUUCCAGUCCCUCACCACCCUCGCAGUCAAGAAUUUCUUAACAUCUAAUCUAACCUGCUCUCUUUCAGUUUGAAGCCAUUCCCCCUUGGCCUGUCAUUACAUGCUCUUUAAUAAAAAGUCCCUCUCCAUCUUUCUUGUGGGCUUCCUUCAGGUACUGGAAGGCUGCAGCUGGGUCACCCUAAGCCUUCUCUUUUCCAAGCUGAACAAUUCCAAUUCUCUCAGCCUUUCCUCACAGGAGAGGUGUGCCAUCCCUUUCAUCAUCUUGGCGACUUCCUCUGGACUCUCUACAACAGCUCCAUGUCCUUCCUGUGCUGGGACCCCAGAGCUGGAUGCUGCAGUGCAGAGCAGAGGGGCAGAGUCCCCUCCCUCCUCUGCUGGCCACACUGCUUUGGAUGCAGCCCAGGACACGUUUGGCUCUCUGGGCUGUGAGUGCCACUGCUGGGUCAUGUCCAGCCUCUCACCCACCUGCACCCCCGAGUCCUUCUCAGCAGGGCUGCUCGCCAUCUGUCCAUCCCUCAGCCUGGAUUGGUACCGGGGGCUGCCCCAGGUGCAGCACCUUGCACUCAGUCUUAUUAAACCUCAUGAGAUUCCCAUGGACCCAUUUCUCAAACUAGUCCAGGGCCCUUUGGAUGGCAUCCCAUCCUGCAGGAGUGUCAAUCACACCACUGAGCUUGGUGUCAUCAGCAAAUCUGCUGAGGGUGCACUCAACCUCUUCAUCUGUGUCAUUAAUGAAGAUAAUAACACUGUUCUUUAUAUGGACCCCACAUGUCACUGAUGUCCCUUGGGAUUCUGAGCCACUGAACGCUACUCUGGUUGUGACCAUCCAUCUACUUUCUUACUCAUCUAAGAAUCCACCCAUCCAAUCCAUCUCUCCAGUUCUGAAAGAAGAGUGUUGUGGAGGACCAUACUACACAGUUGGUCAUAUCCAAUCCCACAGAUCCAAGCACUUAGUGCUGAGGAGCCCUGAUGGCAUGGAACAAUGUGUGUGGGCCUUUGCUGUGCCUUUUCUGUGUUGGAACUGGCCAUGCCAGCUGUGUUCUUCUCAUGUUACACCUUCAGAAGGUUGUAGGGUUCAAGUUCUCUACCUGUGUUUCCUGGAGAGCUGUAUGAAAAUGACUGUCCUGUGCCUCAGGAGGUGUGCAUCUCAUCAGCAGAGUUUAUGGAAGUAUGAAGGACUGUUGCUGCCAACCUGCUGAGUUUGUUCUCUCCUCACGGGUUAGAGGCCCAUUUUUGAUCUGUAGGACCAAGUUGCAGAUGGGAGGUUAAUCAUUCUCCAGUUCAGCUCUCCUCAGAAAUUCUGACUGUGCUUGCUAGUCCCUUGCUAUCCCUAACCCACUUCUGGCCCUAACAGGCACAGGAGAUUUACAGUCCACUACAUUAAAAGUUUAAAGGAAACUGACAUCCUGUUACUCCUGAAUGUACUGGAGGCAGUUUUCCAGGCAUUCCACUACUCUUGGAAGAGUUUUACGCUAAUAUUCUCCAGAUUUGGGAAACCCAGGUAAUAGUAAGAUGGAAAUAAAAACCUGAUUUCUUUUGUAAUGCAGUGCACUAUGCAAAUCUCUCUCACAUCCUUCAAGAAAUUUUCCACUCCAUAGCUUGAGCCUUGGGUGUAAUAUGGAGUUCUUUGUUUAGAGCUGACAAAAAGGUUCAGCCUCUCAUGUGGCACUGUCCAGCUUUGGAAACAGCUGAGAAAAUACCAGCGUAUCUACAGAUGUAAAUUUUUAGCAAUUGAAUCCCUGAGUUCAGCCAUCUUUAUUGCUUGAGGGGACCUUGAAAGAUCUUUCAUUACAGCCUUUCAUGGGAACAGGACGCCAGAAGUACCCUGCCCAAUCACAUCUUGCAGUGAUUGAUUGCUCUCAGCAUGAGAAAUGUCUAUUACAUCAAGAUCGUCAAGACUCCUUAAGGAGAGUGGCCUUGCACCAAUGUCAGCCACUUCCCUUAAUAUUCCAGGGUGGAUUUCUUCUGAGCCCAUGGAUUUCUGUGGGUUGAGCCCUUGCAAGAGGCUGCAGACCAGCCGUUCACCUACUGGUGGCUUGACACGGGCAUUGUUGUAGAUGCUUGAUCCGGUGCUCCGCGGUCCAGCUAUGCUGGUAAAAAUGGAAGUAAAGAAGAUUUUGAGAAGCUCUGCCUUUUCAGCGUGACUAGUGAGUAGCUUCCCUGCCUAGUUAGGCAAUGACUCUGUAUCUUCCCUGUGCUUCUGCUUACUACUCUCAUAUCUGUAGAAACCUUUCUUGUUAUUCUUGACAUCUUCGGCCAAAUUUAGUUCUAUCUGGGCCUUAGCAUUCCUGCCCACAUUUUUGCAUGCCCUAGCAAGGUUUUUACUGUCCUUCAUGGGUAUUUAGCUGCCUUUCCAUAGCUAGUAUGUGUCCUUUUUUUUCAUUUGUUUGUUUGGGGUUUUUUAGUUUUAAUUGGAGCACUGUUUUGGAGAGGAUCUCCUCAGAACCUGAUUUUCUCUGGAUUCCUGUCCUUGUUCUCUCUUUGUGCCCUAGUCUGUUUGACUGCAAGUUAACUUCAGUUACACAUGGACUGCAACUACCGUGGACUGCUGCAUCAAGACUAUGUGCUUAGGAUGUGUUAACUCAUAAGCACAGAAACCUUGGUCAUGUUUCACAUGAGGUUGUUUAAAUUCAGGUGUUUGUAUAUUGUGAGGGCCAAAAAACCCCUACAUUUUAUAAUGUUGGAUACCUCUGACAUUUGGACCUCUAAAGAGCCAAAGUGCAUACAUACCACACAUAGCAAACAGCUCUGGCUACUGGUAAGUGACCUUUUUUCCUCCCGAAGUUUUACAUUUUUAUGAUAAUAAAUUUUCAAGAUUGAUGUAAAGGUGGAGUGCAGCUGAUCUAUGCUGCCUGCCAAGUAAUCUGUUUUGUCUUUAUGAUGAUCUAAAAGAUGCAUCCCAUACAGGAGGUUGUUGUUUCAGUGUUACUCACUUUGCUCAGCAGGAUCUUCAUUAAUUAUUUCAGAUUAUUUAAUUAAUCAUUCUGAAACUAUAAAUUCAUCCUUUUGAUAAGGAACGAGGCGUAACGGGGUUUUCUCAGGAAUGGGAGCUUUAAAACCAGGUAAAUACAGGAAUCAACAUGGUUUUUCCUUAUUCACCCAUGUUAACCAUUACAGUCCACUAAGAACAAUGUGACAGCUCAUGGAAAAACCAAACUGUGAAGUUCUGGGUUUGUUGUUUUGGUUGCUUUAAGAUAACUGCUUCUAAGUUAAAUGAAAUAUAUUGUUACCUUCAGCUGAGACCCUUAGUGUUUCUAACAGUUAUUUUUUUUGUGAUUUCAUGUUCUCACAUUACCACCUGUGUGAUUUAUGGUCAUUUAUAGUCUUAUGAAUAAAUUCCCUGGUACUGAAUGAGAGACUGGCUAAUAUUACUGGGUUCUGUCAGUACCACUGUUCAUACAAUAACAAAAAUGUGAAUAUUGAAGCUUAAUCCACCAUGGAUAUUAAACUAUUUCAUUGUUUUUCUGAUUCCUUUUCAACUAUAAAUUACUUGUCAACUUUGUGAUCUUUACAAGCCUUGAGAGUUUUCAGAGCCCAUCAGGAUUUAACCAAAUUGUGGCAUUUACCCACCAAAAACUCUUUGCCAAUGAAAGGAGAAGUUUAGUUUCAACAGCUUUAAAUUUUCAAUGUUGAGAACAAGAAAAAUCAUUUUAAUAUAAAUCACAUGAAAGGAAAAACAGUUUUAUACGUUUUAGAAUCCUAUAAUUUAAAGACAAUAGUACUGUUACACAUAAUAAGCUUACUAGUUCAAAUAUUUCUCAUGAAACUGUAUGUUGCACACGUGUAUGUGGGUUUAGGUUGCUUGUUUCAUACUGCUAAAGUUCCUAGUGCAAAUAAUUGUUAUAUUUUAAACUUUUUUCAAGAGUACCUUCAUUGCAAUACCUUCCGUAGUUACAAACCUAUCUGUCCUUACAUUUAUUCUUGUUGUGGGAUCUUCAGGGUCAGUGAAAGUCAGUCUGUUGUUUUUGAAACUUGUCCUGUGCAUUUUGUUCAGCCUUUGUGGUUUGCUAGUACAUCAGUUUCAGUGUAAGCAAUACAGUAUCACUGUAUUUGUCUUGCUGUUGUAUAAAAAAAAUCACUUUAAAUGUCUUCAAACCCAGCUAAAUUAGAAAACUCUAUUUUGGAUGUAUUUUUAAAAAUAAAUUGUAAGUUUCUAUUAUAGAAAACAAUUGCAAUAUCCUAUUAUUUGGUAGUGUUUUAUACGGAUUGUCGUAUGGACCUAGAAUACUGUAUAUGAUUACAAAUAGUUUGUGGAUCUUUCACAUUUUUAUUAUCCAGUGGAGUAUUUUUGGUUAUAUUGAGUCUGGGAUUUGUGGUAGCUGCAAUUUCUUGCUGUUUACGAACCUUUUUGCAAUUAACCCUUUGUUUCCAUGCUUAAUACUUUCUGGCCUGUGCAUUUGACAAUUAAUAAUUUAUUGUAAAAUUUAGUUUACCAGUAUUUUGGGUUUUAAAAUGCUGUGUGGAAAUAUGUAUUGUAAUGAACCCUGGUCAUGGAUCUUCAUGUCAUAUAAUGCAAUAAUGGAUAUUUGGAAAUUAGUAUUUGAUUCAUUAUGGAUCACUUUUAGGUUGAAAGUUACAGUAUGGUUGAACAAAGCGUUUUUUCUUUUGAAAGAAACAGACUUCAGAUGUUCAAGUAAACUUAUCUCAGUUUUCAAAACUA